GCUCGCGGAGUGGCCCCUUCCGACGCCCGGCAGCGCGGCUUUCUCGUCAUGCGACCUUCGCGGCACCCCUCCGUCCUGCUUCCCUAGGACGCGGCUUGCCUAGGCUUCUAGUCGCCGGCGGCCCCAGCUCCUCUUUGCCCCGCGGUUUGGAGGCCAGCCUCCCACCGUCCCCGCACCAUGUCGGGCACUCGGAGCGACGAUGGCAAGAAGGAGGCGCAGGUGGAAGGUGGCGGCUUGUACCUGGAGGACGGACAGUGCGACUCGGGCAUCGGGUGCAGCCGCUCCCUGCACGGCCAGCUGGGCGAUGGAGAGCCCAGGUCACCGUCAGCCCCCGGGGCGCCCUUGGACAGAGGCCCCGAUCCCCCGUGCAUAGGCAAGGAGGGAACAGACGCCUCAUUGGAGACGGAGGAAAGGCUCGAUUCCAGCUACGGGUCCUCUUCUCUUGUCGAGUCCUUGCGGGGGCUGGAAAAGGCUCCCGAAAAGGAGGAGGAAGAAAGGCUGCGGCAGCAGCUGCUGGAGACUUUCCCUUUCGUAUCCGAAGACGGAGACACGCUACUGCACCUGGCAAUCAUCCAUUCUAUGCCCUCUGUAGCACUCUGCUGCAUUGCCCAGUUGCCCAUGGAAGUCUUGGAGAUCCAAAAUGACUUAUUCCAGACCCCACUACACCUGUCUGUGUACCUGGAGCAGGCUAGUGUGGUGCAAGAAUUAGUUUUGAAAGGGGUCAACAGAGCAUUACAAGACCGCAAUGGAAACACCCCACUGCACUUGGCCUGUGAGCAGCAGAGUCUGGAGUGUGCCCAACUGCUGCUGCUGUGGGAGCCAGUCUUUGGCAAGCCUCUGGAGUCUAGGAGAGCCCUACAAGAUCUGCAGCUCCAGAACUGGCAAGGCUUGACUUGUUUGCACAUCAGUACCUUAAAGGGCAAUCUGCAACUGAUGGCACUACUGGUGAAGAAUGGAGCUGACAUAAAUGUUCAGGAUGGUACAAGUGGAAAGACGCCACUUCACUUAGCAGUGGAGAACCAUGACGAGAUAGCUGUGAGGCACCUUCUGCAAAUGGGAGCCCAGGUGGAUGCUCGGAUGUACAACGGUUGCACCCCGCUUCACCUGGCUGUAGGCAGGAAGGAUGCCACCAUUGCUGCCAUCCUCUGUCACUCGGGAGCAGACACCUUGCUGCGGAACAUGGAGGAUGAGACAGCCCAGGACCUGGCUGAUGGCAAUGUUGAUAUACUUACUCUCCUACCUUUUGACGACCUGAAGAUCUCUGGGAAGCCUGUAGUGUGCUCCAGUUGAGCAUCCUAGGACUUGAAUUGGAUUAGCACUCUUUGGGAGAUGGUGGACCAGAACACUGAGGCUGCUACAGGCUGGCCAGGCCAGAGCUGGCUCCCAGAAAAUAAUUCUGCUUGUAGCUGAGUCUGAGGCUUUGUGCCUCCUUCAGACACUUUUUGAUAGUGCAUGGGACUGUGGGAGCUGCUGCUGGAGGAAAACUGCUCCUUAUACAUUGACAUUAAGCCUGGAAAAUCGAAUGGAAUUGCUCCCCCUUUGAAGGACAUGGAUUCAGAUAGAUGAGGCCUAUGUUUGCACCACCUGCUUUGGCUAAAAUAGGAGCAAGCAACCUUUGGACCAGAGGCCAAAGAUCUGGGGGGAGGGUGUUGUCCUGGACUGCACAGUGCAUGGAGAUGGCAAUAGGCUCGCCUUCCCCCAGAAUCCUACGAUAGGAGUGUUUGUGUCAAGUCAGUAAGGCUGGUAUUUGUUUUUAAGAUACAGAACAGUUUUUUGACCUAGCUGCUAUUGCUUAGGUCUCCUGCACUUCUUUCAGUGGCCGCUCUCGUCUGCAUUGUUAUUCUGGCUUGUGCUUCUGUGGAGUUGAGGGCUGCAUAACAGCCUUUUUUCACUUUAGCCCACCUGCUGCCUCCCAUGAAGGGGAUACCCGUUGCAAACAAAUCACUGGGAUAGGAAUUGGCCUACAGUUCUGCCCAGAACAUACAGAACUUGAGGAGAACCUGAAGGCUGAGCUCAUGGAAAGAGAGAUUUGCCAUCUACCACCUCUGCUUGUUAAUUGUUGUCCUUGAGGUCAGUCCCUGGGAGAUGCGCUGUUCUGUUCAGAUUUGCUAGUUUAUACUGUUCUGUUGGGAAGCAUCAGCAUCUUUAUUAAGUCGCUAACCUAUAAAUACCAUACUUCCCUUGGGCAAAGGAAUGCUGGCACACUAAAUUCCCAUUUGUAAUUGGAGCUGAGGUCAUGAAAUAAGGAAAUGCCAGGAUCUGUCCCUCUUCAUCAAGGAUUAUUGACUACCCUCCUGGGGUAUUGCUGUUCUUCAUUUUGAAAAGUUGCUUUUUAAUAGCUGUGUCACAAGAAGGCUUUUGCCUCUUUUGCAGCUUUUGCGAGAGAAGCUAUGUCUUUAGAACUGCUCCCUGCAUCCUAUUGCUUAGAAUUUCAAAAGAACUUUUUCUAGGACUUGGAUUGGUCAGCCCUCAGCCUGUGAGUAAUCAAGUCCUCUGGCUUCUCUCUGCCAUCUAAAUUGUAGGACUAAUGACCCAAAGCUACGCAUUCCAAAAAAUUUCAGCAGAGUGGUAUGGAAAUGGUGACCAGCAAGAUGAGGAGAAUGCAGGGUUCUGAGACCAGUAUUGAUUUCUCUGUUGAAGGUUGCUGUGCUCUCCUCUCCCCCCCCCCCCCCACACACAGACACAAGUUGCAGCUGAUGAACAAAGCAUUUUGGGUCCACAGACAAAGGAAUAGGAGUUGCUUACAUGCAGCCCUUUGCUGGAUUGGGGAAUUUCCCAGCUCUCUCCCUCCUACUAUUGCUGCCUGGGAGCGGCUGUUUGUAACAUGGCAAGUCCUGGGUGGCGCAAUCAGCCGGGAUGUUUCAGGGAGAGGUUUUCUCCUCUUCCUUGCCUUUUUUUUUUUAAAGGAUGGGUUUAGAAGCAGCAGCAACUUAAUAUGCAUCAUUCUGCACUUGAUUUUUCCCUAUGUAUCUUGUUUGACUUAAUUGAGACUUCUUCCUUCUUCUUCCCAUGUUUCAUUUUGUUUUCUCAUAACAAAAUAAAAGUUCUUCAGCUGGAUAAAACUGAU
This is a messenger RNA of Eublepharis macularius, 3067 nucleotides long. It is a transcript of the gene NFKBIE, whose product is annotated as NFKB inhibitor epsilon. The coding region runs from base 178 to 1290 and encodes 370 amino acids. Gene Ontology annotation, biological process: cellular response to lipopolysaccharide; signal transduction. Gene Ontology annotation, cellular component: cytosol. Gene Ontology annotation, molecular function: protein binding. The record is from RefSeq and is a predicted model, not a curated record. The transcript is spliced from 6 exons. NCBI's taxonomy places the organism in Eukaryota, Metazoa, Chordata, Lepidosauria, Squamata, Eublepharidae.